Molecule: messenger RNA, 3888 nt
Organism: Cornus florida
Lineage: Eukaryota; Viridiplantae; Streptophyta; Magnoliopsida; Cornales; Cornaceae
Product: LRR receptor-like serine/threonine-protein kinase EFR
Exons: 5
Coding region: 89-3571 (1160 amino acids)
Biological process (GO): protein phosphorylation
Molecular function (GO): receptor serine/threonine kinase binding; ATP binding; protein kinase activity
Source: RefSeq, a predicted model, not a curated record
ACUAAAUUUAUUUCAUGUACUACUGUAUUAAUUCCACACUUGGCCUUCCUCUUCUGAUUCACCUCGACCUGUAUCAUCUUCGUACGUGAUGGAGAAAACUUACUCACUUGUUUGUGUUAGAGUUAUAUUAAUGUUGGUGCACUACUACCCUCUCAUGGCUUUUAGUACUAGUGCACCAAACAUCACCACUGAUGAAUCAGCUCUUCUUGCCCUCAAAUCCCAUAUCACUAGACACCACCCUCACAACAUUUUGACAAAAAACUGGACCACCUCAUCAACCUCCUCCCCUUGCGACUGGAUUGGUGUCCGUUGCAGCACUCGCCACCACAGAGUUGCAGCCUUAAACCUUUCUUACAUGGGCCUAACAGGCACCAUCCCUCCACACAUAGGAAACCUCUCCUUUCUAACCUUACUCAACAUUAGAAACAAUAGUUUCUAUGGUGGUAUCCCUAAAGAGAUAGGUCAUUUGCGUAGACUAGAAUCCAUCGAUUUCUAUUCCAACGACUUUGCUGGAAACUUUCCUAAAGAAAUCGGCAACCUUGCUAAUCUGAAAUAUUUGAACAUGGGACAGAACUCGCUUUUGACAGGCUCCAUACUUGCCACCAUCUUUAACAUCUCCUCACUGGUAAUUAUUGGUUUAGAGCAUAAUAGCCUGUCAGGCGAUCUUCCGGUAGAUAUGUGCUACCGUCUUCCAAAACUCUACUUGCUUGGUCUGUCCUAUAACCAGUUCACUGGCCAAAUUCCUUCCACUCUACAUGAAUGCUCCCAACUUCAAAUAUUGAAAUUGGCAUAUAACAAAUUCAGUGGAGCAAUACCAAGGGAGAUCGGGAACUUAACCAUCCUGGAAGAGUUAUAUCUUGGCGUAAACAACUUGGAAGGAAACAUUCCUAAAGAAAUUGGCAAGCUUGCUAAUCUGAAGGUUUUGGACAUGGCGUGGAACCAACUUUCGGGCUCCAUACCCACCUCCAUCUUCAACAUCUCAUCGCUGGAACGUAUUGCACUUGACAAUAAUAGCCUAUCGGGUAAUCUUCCAGUGGAUAUGUGCUACCGUCUUCCAAAACUCCACGACUUUUAUUUGUCCAAUAACCAGUUCAAUGGCCAAAUUCCUUCCACUUUAUAUGAAUGCUCGGAACUUCAAAACUUGGGAUUGUCAUCUAACAAAUUCAGUGGAGCAAUACCAAGAGAGAUUGGGAACUUAACUUUCCUGAAAGACUUAAAUCUUCUCAGAAACAACUUGGAAGGUGAAAUACCACAAGAAAUUGGAAAACUUUGGAAUCGGGAGUCUUUAGAUUUAAGUUUGAAUAACUUAAAAGGAGGACCGAUUCUGGAAACAAUUUUCAACAUGUCGAAACUACGACUCAUUGCAUUUGUGCAAAAUAAUCUCUCUGGCAAACUUCCGUCAAAUAUUAAUUUACCCAAUCUUGAACAAUUAUUCCUUGACCUAAAUAACCUCAAUGGAAUUAUCCCCCAGUCCAUCUCUAAUCUGUCCAGACUCAUUAUGUUGGAUCUUUCCGAUAACAAUUUCGGCCAUUCACUUCCCAACUCACUCGGUAAAUUGGAACUCCUCGAACUUCUAAACCUCUCAGGGAACAAUUUCACCAGCGAAUCUCCAGAAUUGAGCUUUAUUACUGCCUUGACGAAUUGCCGACGUUUAAAAAAAUUGUGGAUAAAAGAAAAUCCUCUUAAUGGAAUCCUUCCGGUUUCCGUUGGGAAUUUGUCUACUUCGCUUCAAAGUAUCUAUGCGAGUUAUUGUGAAAUUAAGGGCAGAAUUCCCAACCAUAUUGGUAACUUGAGCAAUUUGGCUUUCCUCCAUCUACAAGCUAAUGGCUUCACAGGAUUUAUUCCAACCACAAUGAACAAGUUAUCAAGGCUACAAAUUUUAGAUCUUGCAAUUAACAGGAUACAAGGGCCCAUUCCAAAUGAUCUCUGCCUCUUACACAACUUGGGAUCAUUAGAUCUGGGUGUAAAUGACCUUUUUGGUCCAAUUCCAGCUUGUCUAGGGAAUGUUACAUCUUUAAGAGAACUUUUUCUGGAUUCAAACAGAUUAACCUCAAAAAUACCCACAAAUUUGUUCAGCCUUAAAGAUAUUUUGUAUUUGAACUUGUCCUCAAAUUCUUUAAAUGGCUCAAUUCCCUCGGAGAUUGGAACUUUAAAGGCUGCAAUACUUAUAGGUCUAUCAUUGAAUAGCUUUUCAGGUGAUAUCCCUAGCACAAUUGGAGGUCUGCAAACCUUGAUCUAUCUUUUUUUGGCACAUAAUAGACUACAAGGACAUAUUCCUAUGUCCUUUGGCAACUUGAUCAACUUGGAAAAGUUGGAUUUAUCUUACAACAAUCUCUCAGGUGAAAUUCCAAAGUCAAUGGAGUCACUCUUGUUUCUUAAGUAUUUCAAUGCAUCUUUCAAUAGGCUAAGAGGAGAAAUUCCCACCAAAGGACCAUUUGUAAACUUCACAAGUCAAUCCUUCGUGUCGAAUGAAGCACUAUGUGGUGUCCCAAAGUUUCAAGUCCCACCAUGCCUUUCAAGCUCUCUUCAGAGAACAAGGACAAAACGAGUGCUUCUAGUUAUAUACAUUGUGUUACCAAUUGCUUUGAUUACUUUGAUCUUCUCCUUUGUACUUAUAAGAAGCCAAAAAAGAAACAGAACUCCAACUCAAAUGGAAUUGUUACCCCCGUCUGCAAAUGGAAGAAUUACAUAUCAAGAACUUCUGCGUGUUACAGAUGGUUUCAGUGAUUGCAACUUGCUUGGAACGGGAAGUUUUGGUUCUGUUUACAGAGCAACAUUUGCGGAUGGGACUAUAUUGGCAAUCAAGGUGUUCAAUUUGCAACUAGAAGGUGCACCCAUGAGUUUUGACACGGAAUGUGAAAUGUUGCGCAACAUUCGUCAUAGAAAUCUCACUAAAGUUAUCAGCAGUUGCUAUAACUUGGAUUUCAAAGCCUUGGUACUCCAAUACAUGCCUAACGGGAGUCUCGAAAAGUGGUUGUAUUCUCAAAGGUACUUUUUAGAUAUCUUGCAGAGAUUAAACAUAAUGAUAGAUGUGGCUUGUGCAUUGGAAUAUCUUCACCACGGUUAUUCAAUAUCGUUGGUUCAUUGUGAUUUGAAGCCCAACAAUGUCCUGCUUGAUGAAGAUAUGGUUGCACAUGUAUGUGAUUUUGGCAUUUCAAAGUUCUUGGGUAAGGGGGAUAGUAUUGUGCACACAAAGACUCUAGCUACAUUGGGAUAUAUUGCACCAGAGUACGGAUUAGAAGGAUUAAUAUCCACAAAAUGCGAUGUUUACAGUUAUGGAAUUAUGUUAAUGGAAACAUUCACAAGAACUAAGCCCACUGAUGAUAUGUUUGCUGGAGAUUUGAACUUGAAGCUAUGGGUGAGUGAGUCGCUACCUAAUGCGAUAACUCAGGUUAUAGAUGCCAACUUGAUCACACCAGAGGAAGGACAAGUCAGUGCAAAGGUGCAGUGUGUAUCAUCCAUCAUGCAAUUGGCUCUUAAUUGCUGUGCAGAAUCACCACAAGAGAGGAUGAACAUGGAAGAAGCUCUGUCUACACUAAAGAAGAUCAAACAUAAGUUUCUUGCAAGUUGAGAAAGGCAAGAAAUAAGAAGAUUGCAUUGAUUUGAGAGAUGGAACUAUUUGUAGCUUCACGAUAUCGAAACUAUUUCUCAAAGUAAGUAUGUUCUGUCACCGGUUGAAGCACAUACAUGUCGGGUCAUUUCGAUAGAAAAAAUAUUAUAUAUAUAUAUAUAUAUAUAUGACUUUGUCUGUCAGACAGUUUGGCUUGAGUGUCCUAGAGAUUUUAUGGUCAUGUACUACUUCAGCUUUGUAAUACCCUGUUUUUUUAUAGCUAGCUGUGUGCUGCAUGUAUGAUUUCAUGGUAUAUCUACAUAAUGAUUUUUGGUUAA